GUUUUAGUUUCGAUGAGGCGGAUUCGCCCGGGCGGUGAGGCCGCUGCGCUCGCCGGACUGUCCGGACUGCAGCCCGGUCAGAGAAGCGGAGGAUGGAGUCUGAUUCUGUGAAGGAGGUGUGUGUGAGUUUGAAGCCGGAGAAGGAGGAGCUGCUGCUGCUGCCUGACGGGGUGGACAGGGUGAUUGUGAUGGAGAGCCCCGCGCCGGUCAGCGAGGUCAGAGAGGUGGCGCAGCCGUCCGCCAUCUCGCGGCCCUACCUCCAUGAGAACCUGCAGUGCUACCAGUGCUUCAUCACCUUCUGCAACUCGAAGGCGAAGGAGCGGCACAUGAAGAAGAGCCACCGCGAGGAGUACAAGCAGCAGCUGCAGAGCGGCGACACGCUGUUCACCUGCUACGUGUGCGAGCGGACCUUCCCCUCCUCCCAGGAGCUCACCCAGCACCAGGGCAGCCACACCAAGGAGGACAAGCCUUUCAAGUGCGCCUCCUGUGAGCAGAGCUUCCGCACCUUCUCCGAGGUCACGGCCCACCGCCGCUCCGUCUGCCGCGAGAAGCCCUGCGUCUGCCCCGACUGCGGCCACAGCUGCAGGACCCCGGCGCUGCUCCGGGCGCACCGGCAGAGCCACCGAGGAGGGGAGGGAGAGGCGGAGAAGACCCACAGGUGCGGGAAGUGCGGGGCCCUGUUCGAAAGCGAGGUGGACUUGAUCGUGCACCAGGAGAAGCACGCCGGGCAGAGCCGGUGUAACGGAAACAGCGCUGCGGGCAACGCCAACGCCGGCCCCAGGAAAAAGAGAGGCAGGCCGCCCAAGGCGAGCAGGGAGAGCGAUGAGGAGGAAGAAGAAGAGGAGGAGGAGGAGGAGGGGAAAAACAAGGGAGGAGGGAGCAAAACUCCCAAACGUGCCAAGAAGCAGCCGGCCCCCAUCCCUGCCCCUGAAGGAGAGCAGAAUGACAGUGAAGGAGGAGGAGGAGAUGAUGAUCAUGCUGAUGAUAAUUCCGAAGACGCCUCCGAGCCCAAGAGCGGUCGGAGGGGCCGGCCGGCCAAGGGCAAGGAGAGGAAGAAUCCGGCUCCGGCCCCUUCUGCAUGCCCGGAGUGCGGGAAGAGCUUCGCCACGGCGGCCCUGCUGAAGACGCACCAGCGGCUGCACCGGGAGAGGAAGGCUCACCCCUGCGCGGACUGCGACGAGAGCUUCGGCAAGCCCGAGCAGCUCAGCGCCCACCAGCAGAGGGCGCACUCCGGGGAGAGGCACACCUGCGCAGAGUGCGGCAAGAGCUUCAGCAGGGAAGGGAACCUGAAGGCUCACCAGAGGACCCACAGCGCCACCGCGGCGGCGGCAGACAGCGCCCCCGCCAGAUAAUCAGGACGGGGGGUGGAAUUGCAACAAAAAAAAUGGGGGGGGGGGGGGGGGGGGGGGUCGGUUCCUUUUUUUUUCGAUUCCAAUUCCUUUUUUAAAAUCCCUGUUUUUUUGUUUUUUUUUUAAGAAAUUGGAAGUUUAUGUUUUAGAGACAUGCUGAUUGUUGUGUGAUUUUUGGUUUGGUUUUAAUCGACUGACAAACGUCGACUUCAAUUGAAGGGAAUGUGUUGCCGCUGUUGUGAGGAGCUCUAUUUUAACAGAAUGAUGCAGAAUUGUGAUUGAAGGGGAGUGGAAAUGGAAUUGAAAAACUAGACGUGACCCCCAGGUAGUAUGCUUGGGGGGGGGGGGGG
Acipenser ruthenus (sterlet) is the source of this 1699-nucleotide messenger RNA. Its product is annotated as zinc finger protein 691-like. The coding region runs from base 93 to 1352 and encodes 419 amino acids. The transcript is spliced from 3 exons. Lineage: Eukaryota; Metazoa; Chordata; Actinopteri; Acipenseriformes; Acipenseridae. The record is from RefSeq and is a predicted model, not a curated record.